GGUUUCUGCAUAGAAUAAUCAUGUCUGAGCUUUUCUCCCCCCCCAGAACGAGAACAUUGAGGCGCUCCAGAGGAUGAUCAGGGCUUUGCUGGAGGAGGCCCCCUCUGUCUGGAACUUAAUCAGCAUCUUGAAGGCUGCGAAGAGUCUGCCGUUGCUGCAGGCGGCUGUUUAAGACCUCCCCCACCAGUGACUCCGCCAAGGGCAAGCCCCCCAGAGGGAGGUUCUUUAAACGGAAACACCGCGUUGAGCCUACUCCAGCACCACCUCCAACUCCCACAGGGGGCUCCCCGGCAGUAUCCAGAGUCACCAUCGAUGAGGAGGUGCCCCAGGUUGGGACUGGGGCUGACUCUUUGGGGAAGAUCUGACAACUGGAGUGGAGAAAAUGGAAAGAGCUGAGGUCAUCCUCUGCUGGGCUGAAUUCUUGACGUCCGUUAUUGACGGUAUUAAGGAUGCCAAGUCCUGUGAAAAUGAGAUGCUGUCGUAUGAAAAAGACAAGGCUGUGGACGCCGUACUGGAGAGUGAGAUGUGGCAGAGAAUGGAAGAGGAUGACCAAGCGCAGGCUCAGUCAAAACCUGACUGCCAAAAGUUGCGAAGAGUCUGCAGAUGCUGCAGAAAGUUCUUUAAGACCUCCCCCAGCAGUGACUCCGAAAAGGGCAAGCCCCCCAGAGGGAGGUUCUGGCCACGAAGCAAGCGGGUUGAGCCGACUCCAGCGCCACCUCCAACUCCCUCAGGGGGCACCCCGGCAGUCUCGGGAGUCACCAUCGGUUUGACAACUAUCCAGGAGGAAGUGGACAGAGCUGAGGUCAUCUUCAGCUGGACCCAGUUCCUGUCCGCAGUAAUAGAAGACGUCAAAGACAUCAGGUCGCAGGGUGGUCAGCUUCUGACCUAUGAUAAGGAUGAGGCUGUGGAAGCCGUACUGCAAAAUGAAGCCGCCUAUGCCCUUCAAUCUCAAGGCAGCAGUCCUCAAUGUGGCGGUGUCCGGGCUGAACCAAGUGGACCCAGGGACCCAGGAGAACAUGGCAUCCUUUAAGAAGAUGCUCAGGGGGCUGCUGGAGGAGGCCCCCUCUGUCUACAGCACCAUUGGCAUCUUGAAGGAGCUCCACAGGUAUAUUGAAUCAGAGGAGCCCCGGCUGCAGGCUCUGGGCCGAGAAGCCUACGUCUACGUCCUGCAGCAUGUGGCCAGACUGCCCAAUGUGGAAGUACCCUGCUGUGGACAUGGCUUGGCUCUGCUUAAGCAUCCUCUGGGACCCCUUGUCAGCUUCCAGGUUCAGAAGAAGACCUCCCAUUGGUCCCUGGUCACACGGGGGCAGCCUGGCAGCACACUUGCUGGAGAGGGGCUGUUUCCACUGCAGCUCA
Molecule: messenger RNA, 1356 nt
Organism: Hemicordylus capensis (graceful crag lizard)
Lineage: Eukaryota; Metazoa; Chordata; Lepidosauria; Squamata; Cordylidae
Exons: 10
Coding region: 383-1030 (215 amino acids)
Source: RefSeq, a predicted model, not a curated record